Molecule: messenger RNA, 1766 nt
Organism: Drosophila sulfurigaster albostrigata
Lineage: Eukaryota; Metazoa; Arthropoda; Insecta; Diptera; Drosophilidae
Product: prisilkin-39
Exons: 1
Coding region: 706-1626 (306 amino acids)
Source: RefSeq, a predicted model, not a curated record
CGAUAUGCAGACGUCUCGCCAAACCUAAUUGAAUUAAGAAGAAAGAUUUCCACAUCUGCAAAACUGUUUUCAAUUAGGAUCAACUUUAUAAUUGCUUUUAUUGAUUCCCGAAUCCAAUAUAGGCGUGGCAACUGAACAGAUGUUGUUCUCGACACGUGCCAAUCGAGCCCAAAAGUAUCGAAACUUAAUUGCGAUAUUGAAACGAUGAAACAAAGCCAUAAUUAUUUAUUAACAUUUAAUUAUACUCUGAAUUUGUAAUUUGUUGAAUGCAAACUCGUAAUUAAUUUCAGUAUUGAAUUUUUAUUGUUGCCAACUAAAAGCUGAAUUGCCCGUAAAGUAAACAAUUUCCAUAAAAAAAAUCACCAAAACUAGAAACUGAGAUGAAGAAGAAAAAAACCCGCGGAAGUAAACAAAAGCGUUAACGGUGUGAAACCGAUUUGCGCCCAUUUGGUCAAUAUUAGCCGAAACGUUGAGCAAGGUCAAUGUCGUUCAACAACGGUUAACAGAGGCGUCUGCAAAACGUUUGUUUUUUUUUCUGUUGGUGAUCUGUGAAAGCAUGGAACCAGAACCAGUCCAUGACGAUUUCACGCGAUUUCGACGCGUUUUCAAAGCGACUUUUGAGCGUUUCAACGCGUUUCUAGCGUGUUUCCGUUCGCUGAAGACGAAAUGAUGCGACAACAUUGAAGGUCUGCAAGUUUCCGAAACAUGCAAAACACAUAUUUGGAAAUUUGCCGAAGAACAGAUGCUUUGGGCUGGUCACGGUGUGGCUGGCUGCUCUUGAGUUUGCUUAUAAAACUGUUUUUAACCGCGAGCUGCAACUUUAGUUACGAUUUGUCAGUUGCCAGUUGCGAGUUUAGUAUCUGUAUCUCAGUAUCUGUAUCUUUCGGAAUGUAUUUGCCGGCACGCUUAAGUCUGCUCUGUGUGUUGUUCGCACUCGUCGCCGGUCAGCGAAGCAAAGCAAAGCAGUCAGAUCGUCCACAGGGUCGCACUUUGGGAUUACUCUCGCCGCUGCUCUUCGGCACAGCUGGGCCCUUAUUCGAUGUGCCCAUUGCACCCGUUGGAGGAGGCAGCGUUGCUGGUAGUGGAACUGGAGGUGGAAGUGGCACACAGUCGGAUCAGUUUUAUGGUGGCGGAGGAGCAGGCGGCUAUCCGAGCAAUGGUUAUGGCAAUGGCUACGGAAACGUCUACGGUUAUAGACCAGGCUAUAGCUAUGGAUAUCCAGCCCUAGGCUUAGGCUAUCCGGGUCUUGCUCAAGGCUUCUUUGGCUACCCCGGCUAUGGGUAUUACAGGCCUGCUUAUAACUAUUACAACUACCAGCGACCAGUGCAAUAUCCACAAAACUAUUAUGGAUCGAGACCAAACUAUGGCAACUACAACAACUUGGCGAGUGCAGUGCCCGCAGCCAGUGCCUCACAGACUACUGCUGUUGCACCUGCCGCAGCUGCCGGAGCAGGCUCACAACUCAGCACAGCUCAGGCGGCUCAGCUCGCUGGACUUUUGGGUCAGGCACUUGGCAGCAGCCUGCGUCCUUUGGUGGCCAACGGUGGUGCAGGAGCUGCUGCUACUGGAGCUGGAGCUGGCGUCAAUCCACAAGCCUUGAGUAGUUUGUUGGGUUUGCUCGGCUAGUAUUAUAAAACAAUGACAAAUCGUAUGCCAAAACUUCGCUUAUUGCUGACGAGACGAGUGUUAUUAGUUAGUCAUAGGAAUAACAAAGUAUUUAUAGUUUAAGCAUUGUUAAACUAAUUUUAAACAAUCUAAAUAUAAUA